This is a messenger RNA of Loxodonta africana (African savanna elephant), 2949 nucleotides long. It is a transcript of the gene OS9, whose product is annotated as OS9 endoplasmic reticulum lectin. Gene Ontology annotation, cellular component: endoplasmic reticulum lumen. Gene Ontology annotation, biological process: endoplasmic reticulum unfolded protein response; retrograde protein transport, ER to cytosol. The record is from RefSeq and is a predicted model, not a curated record. Bases 41 to 2044 code for a protein of 667 amino acids. The transcript is spliced from 15 exons. NCBI's taxonomy places the organism in Eukaryota, Metazoa, Chordata, Mammalia, Proboscidea, Elephantidae.
GGGCGGAAAGAGUUGCUCGGGAUAAGAAGGGGAACGAAAGAUGGCGGCGGAAACGGUGCUGUCCAGUCUUUUGGGGUUGGUGCUUCUGGGGCUCCUGUUACCCGCAAGUCUGACCGGCGGUGUCGGAAGCCUGAACCUGGAGGAACUGAGUGAGAUGCGUUAUGGGAUUGAGAUCCUGCCUUUGCCUGUCAUGGGAGGGCAGAGCCAGGCUUCGGACGUGGUGAUUGUCUCCUCUAAGUACAAACAGCGCUAUGAGUGUCGCCUGCCAGCUGGAGCCAUUCACUUCCAGCGUGAAAGGGAGGAGGAGGCACCUGCUUACCAAGGGCCUGGGGUCCCUGAGUUGUUGAGCCCGAUGAAAGAUGCUCCUUGCCUGCUGAAGACAAAGGACUGGUGGACAUAUGAAUUUUGUUAUGGACGCCACAUCCAGCAGUACCACAUGGAAGAUUCAGAGAUCAAAGGCGAAGUCCUCUAUCUUGGCUACUACCAAUCGGCCUUCGACUGGGAUGACGAAACAGCCAAGGCCUCUAAGCAGCAUCGCCUGAAGCGCUAUCACAGCCAAACCUAUGGGAAUGGGUCGAAGUGCGACCUCAAUGGGAGGCCCCGGGAGGCCGAGGUUCGGUUCCUGUGUGACGAGGGUGCUGGUAUUUCUGGGGACUACAUUGACCGAGUAGAUGAGCCCCUGUCCUGCUCUUACGUGCUGACCAUUAGGACUCCUCGGCUCUGCCCCCACCCUCUCCUCCGGCCUCCCCCCAGUGCUGCUCCCCAGGCCAUUCUCUGCCACCCUGCCCUGCAGCCUGAGGAGUACAUGGCCUACAUUCAGCGGCAAGCUGACUCCAAGCAUUAUGGGGAUACAAUUAUAGAGGAGAUGCAAGACCUGGACCCCCGGGUAUGGAGUGAAGCCAAGUCUGAGGUGGUACCCCCAAAGAGAGAAGGUACAAGCCCAGCCAAGGAGGACAGUAAGGAAUCAGAUUUCUGGAAGAUGAUUCAUGAGCAAGAUGACCAGGCUCCGGGAGAGGAGGAAGCGCAGGCUGAGGAGCAGGAACCAAAUGUGGAGGCAGCAGAUCCUGCUCCACGCUCUCCUGAUGAUUUUCAGAACAACGUGCAGGUCAAAGUCAUCCGGAGUCCUGCAGACUUGAUUCGAUUGAUAGAGGAGCUGAAAGGUGGAGCAAAAAAGGGAAAGCCGAGCACGGGCCAGGAGCAGCUUGCAGAUGAUGCUGCAGAAGUCCCUCAAAGGGAACCUGUGGCAAAGGAAAAGGGUGUUGACGCAGAGCAGCAGCGUGAGAUAGAAGAAGAGGAGGAGGAAGAUGAAGAUGAAGAUGAGGAUGAACAGCAGUUACUGGGAGAAUUUGAGAAGGAAUUGGAAGGGAUAUUGCUCCCAUCGGACCGAGACCGGCUCCGUUCAGAGGUGAAGGCUGGCAUGGAGCGGGAACUGGAGAAUAUCAUCCAGGAGACAGAGAAGGAACUUGACCCAGACGGGCUGAAGAAGGAGUCGGAGCGUGAUCGGGCAAUGCUGGCCCUGACGUCCACUCUCAACAAGCUCAUCAAAAGGCUGGAAGAAAAACAAAGUCCACAGCUGGUGAAGAGGCGCCAGAAAAGGAGGGUUGUCUCCAAAAAACCUCCCCCGUCCCCACAGCCUACAGAGGAGGAUCCUGAGCACAGAGUCCGGGUCCGGGUCACCAAGCUCCAUCACAGAGGCCCCAAUCAGGAUCUGACUGUCCUCGAGAUGAAACGGGAAAACCCACAGCUGAAACAAAUCGAGGGGCUGGUGAAAGAGCUGCUGGAGAGGGAGGGACUCACAGCAGAAGGUAAAAUUGAGAUCAAAAUUGUCCGACCAGGGGCUGAAGGGACUGAGGAGGACACACGUUGGCUGACUGAUGAGGACACAAAAAAUCUCAAGGAGAUUUUCUUCAAUAUCUUGGUGCAGGGAGCUGAGGAGGCACAGAAAGAGCGGCAACGGCAGAAGGAGCUGGAAAGCAAUUACCGCCGGGUGUGGGGCUCUCAGGAUGGGGAGGGCACAGGGGACCUGGACGAGUUUGACUUCUGAGAACACCACUGCAGUUGACCCUCCAAGGAAUCCAGAAUCUUCCUAGACUGGCCCUGCCUCCCUCACUCCCCUCCGCUUCAUCCCACCCUGAGUCCCUGAAGGCAGAACAGCAGAUUGGUGCUGAGCUGUGGUCUUCAUGGGCCCCAGCUCUGGGGGUGUGGAGGGGCCAUGGGAUGGGUGCUGCUGCUGCUGCUGCUGAGAGCCGCCCUUGAGGCUUCACCAGGCCUGUGAUUUUCAUUCUCCUAGAAUUUGUCCCACCUCCCCUUCCUUUCCUCACAGCUUUCCCUGUUAUCCUCCCCUAGCUUGUUGGCUCGUACCUGCUUCCUACCCAGAGUAGUGGGGUAGGGUAGGGAAGAGGAGGGCCAUUUAGCAGGCCCUAAGAAGGCAGACACCCCCAACCCCCUGCCCCUGUUAAGAGAAAGAGAAUUCCCUGCCCCUAUUGCUGUUUGGGGAGCCCUGGUGGCACAGUUGUUAAAGUGCUGGGCUGCUAACUGAAAGGUCGGCGGUUCAAACCCACCAGCUGCUCCUUGGGAGAAAGAUAUGGCAGUCUGCUUCUGUAAAGAUUACAGCCUUGGAAACUCUAUGGGGCAGUUCUACUCUGUCCUCCAGGGUCACUGUGAGUCAGAACUGACACAAUAGCAAUGGGUUUUUAUUGCUGUUUGGAGUCACUUUACCCUUCCCUCGGAUUGCUUUGGGAUUCCUUCCUCUCUUUCCCUGUCCACAUUGUCCCCUACAAUCUGUGCUUCCGAGUUGAGGAGUCUUCAUCUCCAUCUGUUGCUGAAGAAAUGAGAGAAAGUUGCCUACCACCUUUGACACAAUCCCAGUGAAAAAGGGUGGGCGUGCAGAACCCCCACCGUGUUCUUAAACAAUCAGGUUUCUAAAUAAAGAACUGGACCAUCAAUUCA